Messenger RNA from Musca domestica (house fly), 1359 nucleotides. RefSeq lists its product as uncharacterized. Lineage: Eukaryota; Metazoa; Arthropoda; Insecta; Diptera; Muscidae. The record is from RefSeq and is a predicted model, not a curated record. Gene Ontology annotation, biological process: positive regulation of cytoplasmic translation. Gene Ontology annotation, cellular component: cytoplasm. Gene Ontology annotation, molecular function: mRNA binding; zinc ion binding; translation regulator activity. Bases 43 to 978 code for a protein of 311 amino acids. The transcript has 2 exons.
CAAGCAGAUGUUCUGUUACAAACACCAACAACAACAAAAGAAAUGGCAAGCAAACAAGGGCAUGCAAACGGACAAGCAGUUGGGGUGGUAACAGACAAAGAAGGGCAUGCAAGUAAACGAAACGAAAUAGCGAGCAAUCCAGAGCAUGCUGGCGAACAAGACAAGAUAAUGCAAGAAUUAGAGAGGCAAAUAAAAAUCUUGAAACUAAAGAAAGAAAUUAGCGAGCUGGAAGAACAGUUGGAAACAAGAAAAAGUGUUGCCACAUUUUCUGAUGUGGAAGGUGCGUUGCCAAAAUUUUCAGGGGACAACCAAUUAAUAAUAACAAAGUGGAUACAGGAAUUUGACAACAUAACCAACGUAAUGAAGUGCUCUAAAACAGAACAAUUCAUUUAUGCACGGCGUAUGUUAAAAGGUAGCGCGGCCCUGUUUUUACGCAGCACAAAGUCAAAUUCCUGGGAAGGCCUGAAAAAAGAAUUAUUGAAUGAGUUUGGCAGAGUAGUUGGGGCGAAGGAAGCUCUAAGAAAGUUGGACGCUAGAAAAUGGGACAGACAAAAAGAAAGCCUACACCGGUAUGUCCUAGAAAUGCAACAACUAGCGGAAGACACUCCACUCUCGCAGAAAGAAAUAGUGGAGUACAUAGUGGAUGGUAUGCUAGACAAAUCAGUGGCAGCUUCCAUAUUCUUCAAGGUGGUCACGGUAGCCGAAUUUAAAGAGCUGAUACCAAAAUACGAGAAAAUGGUGGCGGACCGAAAACAAUAUCAGCCGAAAAGUGAUGUGGUGAAGCAGGCACCGCCAACAGUCAAGUGCUUCCGAUGCUCGAAGUAUGGGCAUUAUUCAACAACUUGCACAGAGGGACAGCGGCCAAUAGCGUGUUUCACUUGCGGAAAAAAGGGGCACAUGAAGAUCAAUUGCCCACUACGGACGGUAGCGGCAAUCCCAGACGAGGAGGAAGUAGAUUGGAACAUACAGCCCAUGUAGUUUUGUUAACCAAUCAGUGAUCCGGUCGGUGUCCCCACAACUUCAGAUGAAGAAAAAGAGAGUUUCUAAAUAUAAGGGUUUGGACGGUAGAAAGCUGAAAGUAUGCGGACGUCUUCCGGCAUUUGUAGAGUUCGGAGGUGUUAAAAGAAAAAUGAAUUUUAUUGUUUUGCCUGAUAGCGCCCCGUGUACCUUGGUGCUCGGGCGUGACUUCCUAAAAAUAUUUAAUAUUGUUUUAUGUUUGAAAAAUGGGAACCCGAACCCAACUGAAUUUUGUGACAGAUUCGGGAAAAAAUGUAUCAAUUUAUUUUUAAAAGCAGACCCUCAACCUGAAGUAAAUCCAGGGCUGCUAAAAAUAAAUGGAAAAGUAAAACCGAAUGAAAA